This is a messenger RNA of Sycon ciliatum, 4481 nucleotides long. RefSeq lists its product as uncharacterized. The record is from RefSeq and is a predicted model, not a curated record. NCBI's taxonomy places the organism in Eukaryota, Metazoa, Porifera, Calcarea, Leucosolenida, Sycettidae. The transcript has 8 exons. Bases 884 to 4129 code for a protein of 1081 amino acids.
GCUGGGGUAAGAGCCUGUCAAGGCCGAUCGAAUCUGUAAUCACGUUACAGUCGUACUACAAAAUAAUUAUAGUAUUUCGUUUUCCAUCCGCCCGGUGCCAGGCCUGUGUGCAGCAUCGGAAGCCCUCUUCAAGCAGUGAGUUUUCCCGCUGUACUAGUACAUUUUGUAGAGGCUUGUACUUUGUAACCAGAGUUUUCUUAUUUGCAACACGUUAUCGCUGCAAUCCCUCUCUUUUUCGGCGGAGUUCCAAGGCGAGUGGACCAAGAAUGGAACGCAUCUAACAUCAAGUCCUUGUAGCUCUGACUUCUCGGUGACUGAAUGCCGGAGCACAUUUCCUCCGCUGCUCUCUACUUUAUUUCAGCGUUGGCAUACCUACCACCCGUUGAUGCUACGGAACGCGGUCGUGUGACAAUAGUGAUUGUGGUCGCGCCUGCAGGCUGCAGAGACGGAGAAUGACUACCGGUAUGUGAGAGCCGGCGAGUCGCCCGUUUGCCACACCGGAGAGCUGUCCCACGCGCGCUCACUCGCGCAUUCGAUUCCUACUCCUAGAGAGAGACCUUGGCCCUCGCUCUGUCUGUCUAGCGCCUGGAAGUCUCUAGCUCUGGAUUGCUAGAUCCUGGCAGACCACAACUGGUCACCGUGCGUGUGCCUCAUGCUGUGGUUCGACUACACUCAAGCUAAAAAAUAGCCGGAGACUUUGAAUCAAUCAUCCUCGGAAGAUUAGGCGGUGCUGGACAGCGACGAGUGUGCCUGCCCCUGCAUGUAUACGUGGCUGGUCACAACCACCACACAUCGUCGCUCUGUGUGCAAAGUUCAGCAGCUAUAAACAACCAACUGUUGUAAUAGUCAAUAACUAUUGCCCAUACUCGUAUUAUCACCAACAAUGGCGUCCUGGGCGACUUUCUCACCGGUCUUUGUCAGCACUUGGAUGACGCACACAAGUACGGAUGACUUUGAUAGCUCGAGCAAUGGCACGUCACCCGACUGGAACCAAUCCCAGCCUGUGACCGCUGUUAUGAAUAUGAGUGCUGCACCAUUCAGUGGUAUUGUUGACACGUGGGAUCCUACGGCAAUGAUACUGGGUUACCCCGGGGCAGGGCCUAGCACACCGAAAGCCGAGCCGCACACCAGUACUAAAUUCAACUCUACCCCAGUUGUUGCCUUCAUUGCAGUCUGUGUCGUUGUUGCAAUUUUAUCGUCAGUCCUGCUCAUACGCCAACGACGGUGGAAGCGCAACAGGAGCAUUGGCGACAAAUCUCCCAUUACCGAAGACCAGGACAGCCCUGCUGUAUCCGAAGGGCUCCAUGGUAGUGGUAGCUGGAGUGAUAGUAGCAGUUCGUCUUUCUCCCAGCAUGCAGUCAGGUACAUGAAUGUAACGAAUGCUGACGGCAGACGACAACCCGUGUCCGCACAAAAUCAUAUCUCAACACCUGUAGGUUCACUGCGCAGCACUGACUUUUCACGCACUGGUCUAUCACUGAGUACCUCUGGCAAUCCGGUUACCACACCGCCGAGCUCACCAGAUGGCUCGACGAGCCGAUUCUCACCAAGGCCUCGCAGCCUCCAUCUCUUCACAACAGACACAUCUGCUGCUGACAGCUUCUCGGCCGCAUCCAUCCCUAUCUUGCCCAGUCUUCAGCAACAGCAUCAGGAGCAUGAGCAGCGCACGCCAGAAGCAUGGUCAGUCUCGUCACCGAAACCCGUUCCUAGACCUGCGUCAGUGCUGCAGACCGAGCCAGAUUUAGGCAGAUCAAUGACUCCAGGGUCAUUUUCAGCGGCGACACUGCCACCUUUUAUGUCCGCUCUUUCGGUUUCGCCACUGGCACCACCCAUCAUAGAUGCCUCGAUAAGGGAGAAUAUUGCAUCACUUCGCUCCAUUGACAGCCAAUACUAUGAUCUAGUGUAUGUGGAGCAUGCUAGGGACCCUCUUUGCUUCGAGCUGUAUUACAACAAUGCUACACUGACGUUCCCACCAUCUGUGAGUGACUCGGCUUUCUUGCCGUACUUUGUGCACGUUAGCCGGUUGGUGGAUGUGGGCGAACUGCCUGCAAUCGGUGAGUUGGACAUGCUGACGACUCCCAUUGCCGUUUCACUGGUAUCAGCGCAGACACAGAUGAACCCAAUCUUUGACCUCGACCAGGUGCUCAUGUGUGAUAUACAACCAUUCAGACAACACUCUCAGUAUAUCAGUGUAGUCCUGAUACAGAUGGAUAGCUGGUCGUCCACGUGGACGGUGGUGGACCGUGCCGUUGCCCACCACCAGGACGGCAGCAGGCAAAGACACACGGCGUGCGCUGCCACGUACGGUAGCUACAUCAUGGCCGCCGUGCCUAACUGGAUACUGGAGAAGUACGGUGACGACGGCAUACCCACCGCAGCGUCAUUGCCAGUGCCGCCGGGUGUGCGGCAGAGCAUGCUGCCGGCAAGACACGGCGGCGGUCCCGGUGUUGGAAAUUCAGGCAGCAGUGCGCCAAGCAACGGUGCAUCCACUGCUGGAGGUGCAAAUGUGCAAGCACCGCCUGUAGCUGAGAGUGACGGACGUCAAGGUGGUGAGGAGAUGCCAACAAUGGCACGUGAGCAUGCAGCUGCUGAGGAUGUCCACUCAGCAAAACCUGUUCAGCUUCUUCUCUUCACCCAGAAUGAUCCUCUGCUGACCUUCUAUGACGAUGAACGUGACUGGACUGCCAAAGCCUAUGUCAUAUUGGAGAAUGACAAUGCAAUAAAGAAUGCCAUUGAAGGACGUGAGUUGCAAGAGAAGUUCUAUCUGCAGGGUGGUACCGAAAGCACGAGAGUCCGCAAUGGUCUGUGUCGCGAUGAGGAACUCGUGCUGCAGGUGCAGAUCUCACCAAGGCUCAAGCGUUUCUACAAGUUUGACCUGCCAGGGCCACAUAUUUUCAACCUGAACGACAUUGAGGGUAUCACGUGUCGGGACAAUCCGGUUGUGGUUACUUUGGAGAUGCUAGAGGAACUGAAUACCUCUAGCAAGGACCUGAUCUUCAACACGACUCUCUCCAAGGGCACUCAACCUGUCCGGGUGGAACACAUUGAGCGGCAGUUGCUGCUCACCAUGAUGUCACGCAGGACCAAGGUGUUUUGCAACACGGACCAGGGCUUGUUGGAUUCUGACACAUUUUUGACAGCGGAUGAGUCUAUUCCAUCCAUUGAGCAAGGCACACACUCAGUUCCCGCGAGAAGUUCUUCUUACCGGCCCGCCAUUCCUAGGCGGCAGUUGGCCCGUCGCAGUCCUCCUCUUCCGGACAGCGUCGAUGAAGAGGAGGGACGCUUAGUUAACCCGGUCCAGGAAGUUCAACGCACACAGCAGCGGGCGUUGCCGUUUCUAUCCACCUCACAACAAGACCAGCGGAGACAAAGUCAAUUCUAUACGGAGUCCGCCAGCAUCGACUCGACUAUCACUCCAGCCAGUGUUGAGCAGCCCGUCCGGGCGCAAACCUCUGCCGCCAUGCAUCCAUCGCCUGCUGCACGGUCUGUGAAUACUCAGCCAUGGACUCCAGCACGGUCGCACGGCUCUGCAACGUCUCCAACCGUGUCUGAUCACGGUUCACUUUCCAUGGUGCAACCAACCAGCCCGGAGCAAGAAUCUGUCAGCGAGGCCAGCUUACGAAUGAGGAAUGCCAGUUCAGCGAGUCACAUGCACGGCAUGGAGAAACAACAUUACUACGCCCGGCGUCACUCGUUGCACAGACCUGCGGUGCGACGCGAGAGCUACCCGCAGUCGGAGAGCGGUGAUAGCAGCACAUCUAGCCUGGUGCUGGGCAGCCUGUCCUCCGACAGCACAACCCAGCACUACUUGACAGCCAACUUUGAGGGAAGAGCCCCUGGACAGAUAGCUAUCCACCGUGCUUCCCAGUCGACGCUUAGCAGACAAAGCUUCACGUCGGGAGAGUUUACCACUCCUGCACACAUGUACCGAAGUGUGUCCUCCCUCUCAGGGAACGUUUCAUCAUGGCCAAGCUCAGUGCAUGUGGCGAGUUCUUCGGCCCGUUCACCAAUCAGUGAGCAUGAUGCCAAUGAGAUUGAUGCUACUGCUGCAGACGGGGCGGGCAAUGGUUCCACAGCCACCAGUCCACGUCAUGCCACACACCAGACUGCACAUGUGACCGACAUUUGAAUUGAAAAUUGAAAUACUCUACAACCUAUCCAGCGCCUGCUCGAUUCGGACUUGAUACAGUCAUUGCUUGCUGUCUAGCAAUGGAACUUGCACAUUGCUGCUCACAGGUAACUGUGCGAAUUGCGCUGAACGUGACAUUUCGAAACUAGUACUUCGAAGUAUAUGUACGUUGAAGCACAAAAAUCUCUGCUAUACAUAUAUGCGUUACUUGAUAAUUGUAGUAUUGAGACUGUCUGGUCAUUGAUUCUCACCAGUUGCCAUCUAGGCUUAUCUUUAUUUUUAAUUCUAUUCUAUUUUCAGACGAAUACUCAAAUGAAUGAGUCAGAAUGAGGCAAGCUACUUCACUACAAGA